AUGGUCGACAUAUUUGAAUCCUUGAAUUCAAUCAACACGAGGCUUCUAGGACAAGAUAUCGCAGUGCUUCAUUGUCAUGAAACAUUGGCAGCUUUCAAAAUGAAGCUCAAACGAUGGCAUGCAAAGUUAGAAAAGGGGAACUCGGCCCCAUUUACCACAGCCAAAUGCACACAUUGAUGGAAAUGAACUUUACG
Lymnaea stagnalis (great pond snail) is the source of this 194-nucleotide messenger RNA. The record is from the annotation of a GenBank genome assembly. Lineage: Eukaryota; Metazoa; Mollusca; Gastropoda; Lymnaeidae.